AUGAGCAUUAUCCAAGACAAGCUGGGCAACGAGUUCCUCCGCAACGGGGCGAUGGAGCCCAACUUCGCCCCGGGCAUGCUGAUGUUCAGCCACCUGCCUCCCGUCACCAGCUUCACGCGCAUGGCCUCGGCCCCGUCCGUGCUCCACGAGCUGGCCCCGCAGGAGAUGGUGCUGAAGAAGGAGCGCGACUCGCCCGACUGCAGCCUGGACUACGUCCACGGCGCCUCCAUCAAGCAGGAGAAGCUGACGGAGCUGGACUACCGCCUGCCGCUCUACCCGGGCUGCUCGGCCAAGGGCGGCGACCUGCUGAUGGAGGCGUCGCUCGGCAACCACCACCACCACCACCACCACCACCACCACCAGAACCUGCUGGCGCACGACCUGAGCCUCGGCAACCUGUCACAGAGAUUGGUGAAAGACUCCUCGGGGAGAAGGGGUCGGAGGUCAAACGGCGACAGCCAGGAGGGGAAGCCCCGGAGGAAACGAGGGGACUCCUCAAAGUCAAUGAUGCUGGACGGCGAUUUGGGCAGCCUCUCGCCGGGCUCCAAGCCGCACAUCUGCGAGCACUGCAACGCAGCCUUCAGGAGCUCCUACCACCUGCGCCGACACGUGCUCAUCCACACGGGAGAAAGGCCUUUCAGGUGCAGUCAGUGUAACAUGAGCUUCAUCCAGAAGUACCUUCUGCAGCGGCACGAGAAGAUACACAGCGGAGAGAAGCCCUUCAGCUGUGACCAGUGUAACAUGCGGUUCAUUCAGAAGUACCACAUGGAGAGGCACAAGAGGACUCACAGCGGAGAAAAGCCAUACAAAUGUGACACCUGCCAACAGUAUUUUUCCAGGACGGAUCGACUGCUGAAGCACAAAAGAACCUGUGGAGAAGCCAUAAAGAAGGGGCUGGACCCGGGGGCCCUGGACCAGGCUCUGAGUGACAUGGGGCAGGGUGGCUACGGCCUCGCUCAGGGAAACGGCGGAGGCCCCGGCCGUAAGAAGGGCAGGUCCAAAGGGGAGGGCGGCGAGCGCAAGCGCAGGAAGGGCGCGGAGGCCGGGGGGGAGCCGGGCGGCGACCUGGGCCUGCAGAACUACGAGGCCUCGGGCAGCGGCCUGCACGGACGCGCCCCCAAACUGCUCUUCAAAAAGGUCAACCGCAAGGGCCCCGAAAAGGACCCCUCCGGCAAGCCGGGGCCCCUGGGCGUGAUGGACGGCAUGGGGCUCAUGCAGGGCCCCGAGGCCAAGCAGGCCCCGCCCAGCAGCAGCAACUACGACGACGCCAUGCAGUUCCUGAAGAAGCGGCGCUACCUGCACGCCGCCGCCAACAGCGACUACGAGGUGGGCGUGGCCCACCUGCCCCAGCAGCCCACCGUCAUCCAGGGUGCCGUGGUGGGCGGGGGCCUGGACCACGCCCCUCUCGGCCUGCUGGACUCCUCCCCCAUGGGGGCCUCCGACCCCAAGCACGACAAGUCGGGCAUCCCGGACGAGGUCCUCCAGAGCCUGCUGGACCACUACUCCCAGAAGGCCGAGGGGCCGCACGACGUGCCCUUCGACCUGGGCGGGGACCAGCACGUGGAGCUGCACCCAGCCGCGCCGCCGCCGCCUGAGGGCGGGGACGAGGACGACAAGGUGGGCGAGAAGGCGGUGAUCAUGCACGAGUACUCGCGCUUCCUCCUGCAGGCCCUGGAGCGCACCAGCCACAGCGCCAGCUUCCUGUCGGGCCCCAGCGGGCCCUUCGCCGGCGCGGCCUCCUCCGCCAGCCCGCCGCUCUUCUCCGACAAGCACGUCUACGCCGCCGCCCCCCUGGAGUGCGGCUUCGGCCACGCCCUUACCUCGGCCCCGCCCGGCCCCCUGCCGAAGCCGCACUUCGGCAUGCUGCUGGCGGGGCCCUCCUCUUCCUCCUCGUCCUCCUCCCAGCCCAGCUUCCACCUGGGCGGCCUGGACCACCAGCAGCUCACCCCCUCUCAGGAGCUCACCGAGCAGCUGGAGAAGCAGUCCUCCCCCGGGGCCUUCCAGAUCCCACCCCCGGACCUGGGCGGCCACAAAGACGGCCCGCCCAAGAGCAGCUCGGCCUACCAGCUCCCGGCCCAGGACCUGGCCCCCAUCGACCCCUCCAAGGGCGUGGACCUCCGGCCCCCUUACCAGAUGGAAAACUUCGCCCAGGCCUUCGGCUCCCAGUUCAAAGGGGGCAGCCGGGUGCCCCUGGGGUUCAGCACUGACUCGAACGCAGAGGUGGACCACAGGAUUAGGACUCCCGUGACAGAAUUCUCAGGUUUCACUAGUUUGUUAGCUGAUGUCAAUGAGCCAGUUAGUUCAAGAUCCAAGACUCCCACAAGCCAAAGCUACAGGUAA
Molecule: messenger RNA, 2340 nt
Organism: Osmerus eperlanus (European smelt)
Lineage: Eukaryota; Metazoa; Chordata; Actinopteri; Osmeriformes; Osmeridae
Product: zinc finger protein 281-like
Exons: 6
Coding region: 1-2340 (779 amino acids)
Biological process (GO): regulation of transcription by RNA polymerase II
Molecular function (GO): RNA polymerase II cis-regulatory region sequence-specific DNA binding; DNA-binding transcription factor activity, RNA polymerase II-specific
Source: RefSeq, a predicted model, not a curated record